Messenger RNA from Suillus subalutaceus, 1433 nucleotides. RefSeq lists its product as uncharacterized. Bases 314 to 1162 code for a protein of 282 amino acids. The transcript has a single exon. Lineage: Eukaryota; Fungi; Basidiomycota; Agaricomycetes; Boletales; Suillaceae. The record is from RefSeq and is a predicted model, not a curated record.
UUACCGCAUUCAUCUCUCUCCUGGCUCACGACGGAGCUCAAGCUCCGCAACGCGUGCUGCGAUUGCCCGUGCCGUGGGCAUUAGCGGUUCUGGCACAAAAAAUAGCCGAACCGCAUCCUCAUUAAUUUCCUCUGAACGCAAUUCGUCGGACACUCCCUCCCCUCCACCGGCACUCGAACAUGCAAUCCCCCCAGCGCCCGACUCACCUCCACCUUUGGUACAAGCAUUUUCUGUACCGCCAUAUUCCGACAGCCUGCAUUCUGGCAGUGUAUCCAGUAGAUCGCCAACACCCCCCGAGAACUCCUUCCCAUCAAUGAUCAACCAACAUUCCCAGCCAAUGUCCAAUGGUCAAGUCGCAUCGCACUCCUCGCCAAUCCAGUCGCAUUAUGGUGACAGCACACCAAGCUAUGACGAGUCCUCGCAAGCUAAUUACGGCUACGUCUCAGCGGCUGUUUCGCAGCCUUCCAGUGGCCAUGCUGUACAUGACCACUCAUACGACUAUUCUCAGGCAUACGGCGAGAAGCCAUCCAUGUCGCGUAUUCAUUCUUCCUCUCUUCAUCAAUCACCCAUGGAAAAUGUUCAUGAUGGCUCUGCGCAGUCAUCCGCCCACCUUUCGUCUGUAUCAUCUCGUCUCUCGAUUUCACACAUCUCGCAUCCACAUUCUUAUCCUACACAUUAUCAGACAGUCAGCACGCCAUCACCGGAAUCACCGCACUCUGUCUCACCGCACUCUCAGUUAUCUUCGCCCAACUACUCAGCCUACCGGGAUGACUCACACGAGGUUGCGUCAUACCAAAACGGUUCUGGGAUAUUGGAUCCUGUCUCCGAUCAUUCAAACAUAUCCAGUAACUUUAUGAACACACAAAACAAUGUCGUUCAUGGAUCAUAUGGUCACAAUCUUAUGUCGCAUCAUUCGAGCAUACCAAGAUAUGACUCGCCACCACCAGUCCUAGCGCCGAUUCAGGACGAGAGGGUGCUUCGCGGGGACAUUCGGAUUCCUCAAAUGCACCAUUCAAUAACACCGCCCGCCUCGCUCUCAUACAUGCAUCAUUCUCAAGUGCAGAGUUCGUAUCCUUAUCACCCUCCGCACGUCGGCCUCGGCGAAAGCGCUUGGAAGGCGGAUAACGCUCUGCGAGCGCGUCCCUCAACGGGAUAUGUAUAACACCGAGACCCCCUUGUUUCACGUUUGCUGUUGUGAAUGUCGUAUUUUAUAGCUGUCUCGUAACCGGAUUUUGUCUCCUUCCCUCGAUGUCUCUGUUUUGUGUACGGAUUACUAUCGUGCAUUUCGUGCUAUCUUUACAGCAGUUGCUACGCUGCUUGGUACUACAUCGUUACCACACACAUACCAUAUACCUGCGUAUCUAGCCUGCAUAUACAUACUUUGUACAUUAUGUUGUUCAUAAGAAGAAUUGCAUCGUGGAUUCCGAGCCGAU